AUGAUUACCGAAUCAGUGGAUAUGGAAUACCUCCAAAACAACCAAUAUACUAAUGAAGGAAUUAAAGCCUAUGAAUUUAUAUUUGGAGAGGAUUACAUUUCUUCUGGAGGAAUAAUCGCAACAAGGAAAAUUUUGAGCGACAUAUAUUUGGAACCAAAUUCGAAAGUACUAGACAUCGGCUCGGGCUUGGGUGGCGGAAGCAAAUACAUAAAUCAGAAAUACGGUUGCCAUGUUUAUGGAGUGGACAUAUGCGAAAAGAUGGUUGCCAUCGCCAAGCUAAGAAACAAGGAUAAAGCAAAGAUCGAAUUUGAAGCCAUUGACAUACUGAAAAAAGAAUUCCCAGAAAACACCUUUGACAUGAUAUACAGCAGAGACUCCAUUUUGCAUUUGUCCUAUGCCGACAAGAAAAAAUUAUUUGAAAAAUGCUACAAGUGGCUAAAGCCAAAUGGAAUUCUUUUAAUAACCGACUACUGUGCGGAUAAGAUAGAAAAGUGGGACGAAGAGUUUAAGGCCUACGUUAAGAAGAGAAAGUAUACCCUUGUGCCAAUACAAGAAUAUGCAGAUUUGAUUAAGUCCUGCAAGUUCCAAAAGGUAGAGUCAAAGGAUAUCAGCGAUUACUGGCUGCAGUUACUACAGAUGGAACUCAACAAAUUGGAGGAAGACAAGGACAAGUUCACCAAGGUGUACUCUAUUAAGGAGUAUAGCUCCUUGAAGGAUGGAUGGACCAGAAAGAUUAAGGACACCAAGAAGGGUGUGCAAAAGUGGGGUUACUUCAAGGCCCAGAAGAUGAUCUGA
Messenger RNA from Plasmodium fragile, 795 nucleotides. RefSeq lists its product as uncharacterized. Gene Ontology annotation, molecular function: S-adenosylmethionine-dependent methyltransferase activity. The record is from RefSeq and is a predicted model, not a curated record. The transcript has 4 exons. NCBI's taxonomy places the organism in Eukaryota, Apicomplexa, Aconoidasida, Haemosporida, Plasmodiidae. Bases 1 to 795 code for a protein of 264 amino acids.